Messenger RNA from Ruditapes philippinarum (Manila clam), 453 nucleotides. RefSeq names its product multidrug resistance-associated protein 1-like. Bases 1 to 453 code for a protein of 150 amino acids. Gene Ontology annotation, cellular component: membrane. Gene Ontology annotation, molecular function: ATP hydrolysis activity; ATP binding; ATPase-coupled transmembrane transporter activity. Gene Ontology annotation, biological process: transmembrane transport. The transcript has 3 exons. The record is from RefSeq and is a predicted model, not a curated record. Lineage: Eukaryota; Metazoa; Mollusca; Bivalvia; Venerida; Veneridae.
AUGUCACGAGCCAUGCAACAUGGAGUCAGACAAGAAUCAAAACAUACCAAAAUUAUUUCAUUCUUGCAGAAACAAUUACAAGCUCGUAAAGUACAAGGACACGGGGCUCCUAUGUUCAAAAUGUUACCGAAAUACAGAGACCCUGUGCUAUUUUCCGGAUCGUUAAGGAACAAUUUAGAUCCAUUCAACCACUAUAACGAUGAGAGUAUCUGGUUUGCCAUCGAGUGUGCUCAUCUAAAGGAGUUUGUCAUGGGCCAGGAGGCGAGGCUAGAGUUUGAAUGCGGCGAAUCCGGACAGACUUUAAGUGUCGGACAAAGACAAUUAGUUUGUUUAGCACGAACACUAUUACACAAAACAAAGAUUCUCAUACUAGAUGAGGCAACUGCAGCUGUUGAUAUGGAGACAGAUGACCUUAUUCAAGGUAAAAGAUUUCAAAAAAUAAUUGUCCAUUGA